This is a messenger RNA of Paramecium octaurelia, 815 nucleotides long. NCBI's taxonomy places the organism in Eukaryota, Ciliophora, Oligohymenophorea, Peniculida, Parameciidae. The record is from the annotation of a GenBank genome assembly.
AUAAAAUGAAUUACAAGAAAGAAGCUUUAGAGCUACUUGGAUAUGAGUAGGUCGACUGUUUAAUACCAAAAAACUUACUAAAUGACUUUCCAGAUUAUUUUACUGAUGAACAAUAGCCUCCUUUAGCCACAAACUUAUCUGAAAGUAAAUUAGUGGUAUUUCGAUAAUAGUAACUGAAAAUGGGCUGAUUUUUAUGUCUGCUCUUAGUCAAAAUACUACUCCAUAACUUUCUGCUUAAUUAUUCAGGUCUGCUUAAUCAAAGAAUUCGAAAGGAAAAAUUAGAACUUUUUUCCCUUAAAGUAAUUACAAUUUAAUAUCUCUCAAGAAUGGCCUGUAGCUAAAACUAACAUGAGUCCUUUUUCUUUUUCAAGAUAUUCUCAUUUUCAAUCUUUAAUUAUACGAAAUUGGUACUAUUUAGACAAUGGCAAUAAUAUUUAAGGUAUGAAAUUAUAUUAUAAAACUAAAGGACCAUUUUCUUGUGUAGAAAUGGAUAAUUGGUAUAGGAAGAACCUUCUCAAUGCCGAUUUAUUAAUAAGUUAUAAAUCUAGAGACUUAACUUCGUUUGUUAGAGUACAGGAUAUUCUCCAAGAAUCUUAAAACCCGAAAUGCAGCAAAAUUCUAAAAUAAAUGUAUAAAAGAGCAUCAAGUGCAAUAAGAAAUUGUAAAUACUUUAAACAUUUUAGAAUAAAAAAUUUCAAGUGAUUCUCCAAUUAGCAAAGCCUCAACUGAACUCUCUUUAAGCAAUACUAAUAGUUGUUAAAAGUAGAGAUAACCAAUUUGGGGUGUUGAUACAGAAUAUUUGUUAAGUUUUUGAU